ACGUGAUAGCCCAGGUUCCCCAUCCCCGCAGGAGCUGGCGUGAGGGCUGCCGGCCGCCUCCCCUCCAUUAGCCACAGCUAUUGGAUUUCCCACCCAGAAUCUUUAGCAAAUGAGAUGACGUUUGUCCAAGAGGCACUGACUGAACGGGCUGUUUGAUCGCCUUACAGAUCAUGAUUCUGGAAGGAAGUGGUGUAAUGAAUCUCAACCCCAGCAACAACCUCCUCCACCAGCAGCCCGCCUGGACAGACAGCUACCCCAUGUGCAACGUUUCCAGCGGGUUUUUUGGAGGCCAGUGGCAUGAAAUCCAUCCGCAGUAUUGGACCAAGUACCAGGUGUGGGAAUGGCUCCAGCACCUGCUGGACACCAACCAGCUGGACGCCAGCUGCAUCCCUUUCCAGGAGUUCGACAUCAACGGCGAGCACCUGUGCAACAUGAGUUUGCAGGAGUUCAUCCGGGCGGCGGGGACGGCGGGGCAGCUCCUUUAUACCAACUUGCAGCAUCUCAAGUGGAACGGCCAGUGCAGCAGUGACCUGUUCCAGUCCACGCACAAUGUCAUUGUCAAGACUGAACAAACGGACCCUUCCAUCAUGAACACCUGGAAAGAAGAAAACUAUUUAUAUGACACCAACUAUGGUAGCACAGUAGAUUUGUUGGACAGCAAAACAUUCUGCCGAGCCCAGAUCUCCAUGACAACCACCAGUCACCUUCCUGUAGCAGAGUCACCUGAUGUAAAGAAGGAGCAAGACCACCCUGUCAAGUCCCACACCAAAAAGCACAACCCACGAGGGACUCACUUAUGGGAAUUCAUCCGGGACAUCCUCCUCAAUCCAGACAAGAAUCCAGGGUUAAUCAAGUGGGAAGAUAGGUCAGAGGGCAUCUUCAGGUUCUUGAAGUCGGAGGCAGUGGCUCAGCUGUGGGGCAAAAAGAAGAACAACAGCAGCAUGACCUAUGAGAAGCUCAGCCGGGCCAUGAGAUAUUACUACAAAAGAGAAAUCCUGGAGCGGGUGGACGGACGGAGACUGGUGUAUAAAUUUGGGAAGAACGCACGUGGAUGGAGAGAAAAUGAAAACUGACCCUUGGAACACAACCCAAAACAGACCCCAUAUCCUAGCAAGCUGGGAACUCCUGGAUGUAAAUAUGUCCAAGACGACUUUUCUCUGCUAUUUAUGUACCAUGAGGGAGAGAGGGAGAAAAAAAAGAAUUCGACUUCUAACGGGAAGAAGGAACACUACAGUUGAUAAACUCAUUUUGUUACUUUGAAGUACAUCCUGUAUGGGGAGCCAACGAACACAGUUUUCUGUGAAUUAUGACGCUGUAUGUGGUUGUGACUGGUGUUUGCCUUUAUUGUGAAGUUCAUUUCCACUUGCAAGAAGAAUGGGUCUGUGGCCUUCAUGCUUCUUGCCGAGAGAAGGGGGAAAAAUUGGAGGGCAUUAAAUAUGUUUAUAUGCAAGUGAUUUAGGAAAAGGUGGCGUGUGUCCUUCGCACCUAAGCAACUACAUGGCCUCAUUAAGAGAGGUGGCAUGGUCGCAAGGAUGAACUCCAUCCAGGGUCUCCUAUUGACGGCAUGAACCGGAGGCUGCUGGGAAGUUUCACCUGACCCUUAGGAGCCACUGAGUGGAGAAUGAGGACUUCCAAGAAUCCAGGUGGACUAUAAUCCCUGCAUAAGCACGUGACUUUCAAUCUGUAAAUCAGCCAGAAGAAUAAGGGUGGGGCUUUUUUCUCACUCAGAAAUGAUUCUGAUGCCAAGGCUAUCUUCCUCCCUUCCCCUUGGAUGUGGUGGAAAAAAACUUUAAUUAUCACCUCUGCUCACUUCUAGUUACUUAAGAAAGGGCCCAGUCUUGGUUAUUUUUAUCCCAAUUGCUGAAAAACUAAAUGGGAAAAAGGAGGUGGCAAUGAGUUUGCUCCUGUAUUCCCAUAGUCCAUGGUUUCUCAAUGAACACAGUUGACAUUUUUGGCUGAAUAAUUCUUUGUUGUGCAUUCUCUGGCUGUCCUGUGCAUUGUAGGUUGUGUGGCAGUGUCCAUGACCUCUACCCUCUAGAGGCCAGUAGCACUUCUGUCUCCGAAGUUUUGACAACCAAAAACGUCUUCAGACAUUUUCAAAUGUCCCCCAGGGCGGUGGUGGGUGGAGGG
Eptesicus fuscus (big brown bat) is the source of this 2130-nucleotide messenger RNA. It is a transcript of the gene EHF, whose product is annotated as ETS homologous factor. Gene Ontology annotation, molecular function: sequence-specific DNA binding; DNA-binding transcription factor activity, RNA polymerase II-specific. Bases 171 to 1073 code for a protein of 300 amino acids. Gene Ontology annotation, biological process: cell differentiation; regulation of transcription by RNA polymerase II. Gene Ontology annotation, cellular component: nucleus. Lineage: Eukaryota; Metazoa; Chordata; Mammalia; Chiroptera; Vespertilionidae. The transcript has 9 exons. The record is from RefSeq and is a predicted model, not a curated record.